CACAGUCUCGCCAUUGUUUUGUACGUUGGUACAGAUAGACGUGUCUUGAGAGCUCUUGAAUUUCUCCUUGGGUUUUGUUACUGGAUAGCCUUAACAUUUGCCUUGGACAUUUUCUUGUUGGAUUAUCUUGACCCCUGUUUAGGGGUUUUAGCGACAAGUCUAAGUUUUGGUCGUAGUCUAAGUUCAAGACUCUAUUUCAAGUUUUAGCGACAAGUCUUAGUAGUGAUCUUAGCUUGGUGUCAAGUCUAUGUGUUAGACUCUGUGUCAAGUCUAUGUGUUAGACUCUGUGUCAAGUCUCAGUGUCAAGACUUGGUCUUCCAGUCUCAGUUCUAUAUUGAGAGUACAACUUUAGGUCUACAGUCUACAGGACUGAGGUCUUCCUCCCAGUUGGUCGUAUGGUGUGCAGGUUGGUUUUUACAUGAGUCUGAGGUUCAAGAUUCCAGACUGCGGGUUUCAGUCGUCAGACCUGAUGUUAUAGUAUAAUCUAUGAGCUUCUAUUUUGGAAUUGUCGUCAGCGUAUAGUACCUGAUCUAGAGACCAGAUCUACAUAUAUUAUCAGUUGUUGUUUGAGAUUGAAGAUCUAUGUGAUCCAUUGAACUACCUAUUAUAGUUAAGGUGCUGAAGCAAUAAAAAUAUUAAACUCUGAAAAAAAAACAUGAUCAUUGUCUUAGGAAUCAAAAGAUCUGUUCAUUGUUGGCUCUGGAAUCAAUACCCUUCAUGUUCUUCAUCCCUGAAACCUACAGAAUCUGUAACAAAAUGAUGCUUUAAAAAACACAGACUAAUAUAUUUUUUGUUGUUGAUUGUUAUUUACCAGAACCAUGGCCAGAUCAACUAGAACUGGAAGUGCGCUGUCCAACUUAUCAGUACACAGUGGUAGCCAAGACAUGGACGAAUCAGAUGCUCUCUUGCCUUCUUAUGCUGAGCUAGAAAGGAAAAAAAAAGAUGAAGAAGGCUCACAGUGUAUUGCUGCUCGUCAUGUUUUAGCCAUUAUGGCCUUUCUUGGCUUUGUCAAUGUUUAUUGCCUCAGAGUGGAUCUCAGCGUGGCAUUGGUGGCUAUGGUCAACUCAUCAUCCUCCAGUUCUAACUCCAGUAAAAGUACGGAUUGCCCAGCCCCAGGCAAAGAUAACUCCACUUCACCAGCCAAGGUGGGAGAGUUCGACUGGGAUGAAACCACACAGGGCUACAUCCUGGGAGCCUUCUUCUAUGGCUAUAUAGUCACUCAAGUGCCAGGCGGGUGGCUUGCCUCCAAGUUUGGUGGGAAGAAUCUGUUUGGAUAUGGUGUACUGUGUACAUCUGUCCUAACACUCAUCACUCCAGUGGCUGCAAGAUACAGUGUUUACCUGUUGAUUGCUGUUAGGGUUUUGGAAGGCCUAGGAGAGGGUGUUACAUUUCCAGCCAUGCAUGCCAUGUGGGGCAGUUGGGCACCAGUCUGGGAAAGAAGUAAAUUGGCAGCUUUCACAUAUGCAGGAGCUCAGUUAGGGACUGUCAUCUCAAUGCCCGUUUCAGGCCUGCUGUGUGACAGUGACUUUGGUGGCGGAUGGCCUUCAGCUUUUUAUGUUUUUGGAUCUUUAGGCUGUGUUUGGUUUGUGGCCUGGAUGUUUCUUGUUCACAACACCCCUGCUGAACAUCCUCGGAUAUCUACGUCAGAAAGGGAAUACAUUGAAAGCUCAGUGGGGAAGAGAGAACAUAUUAAGACACCAUGGCUACAGAUACUGACUUGUCCAGCUCUCUGGGGGAUAAGCCUGGCCCACUUCACCAACAACUGGUGCUACUACACACUCUUGACAUGUCUUCCUGCUUACAUGUCCAACAUUCUCAGGUUCAACUUGAAAGAGAAUGGUUUGCUCUCAGCCAUGCCGUAUGCUGUCUGCUUCUUGACCCAGAACACAUCAGGAGUGCUAGCUGACUUCCUUAGAGGGCGUGGCUACCUUUCAACUGGAAAUGCUCGUAAACUGUUUACAUCAAUUGGUUUGCUCUCCCCUGCUAUAUUUCUGAUUGUUGUGAAUUACGUUGGUUGUGAUCAUGUCCUGGCUGUUUUAUUCUUGACUCUGUCAGUUGGCCUUCAAGGAUGCAUUAUGGGUGGAUACAACAUAAACCACCUUGACAUAGCUCCUAAAUUUGCAGGUGUUCUUAUGGGUAUAACUAACUCAUUAGGCACAAUACCUGGGUUCAUGGGUCCAGCUGUUGUUGGUUAUUUGACUAAUAAUAAUCAAACUCGUGGGCAGUGGCAAAUUGUCUUCUAUAUAACAGCUGGCAUGUGUUUCGUCGGAGCUAUAGGUUAUGACCUUUUGGCGAAAGGUGAGGAGAUGCCCUGGUCUCGGCUACCUCACAAGGAGCAAGAGAUCAUUGUACCAGAGAGAACAAGGACGCCAGUGACCAGGUCAGGCCGGCCAGUGAGCAUAGGGUCUGUUAAUGUCAAUUCAUCUGACACUGACCUUCUUGUUCCACCCCCAGAAAACAAUCAAUGAUUGCACAACUGUUGUGUAAAUAAGUUUCAGUACACAAUAGUUGAUUACACAACUGUUGUAUAAAUAAGUAUUGUUUCUGGUUUAUAACAAACUUUAGUUGUGUGGACUAGAUUCCAGUCAUUUAGGAUUAUUUAAGAGCAAGCUCAUUCAUGUUUGCAAAUCUUUGAACAGCUGACAGGUGAUAGAUUCUUAUCAAAACAUUUCUGUUGAACAGGACCUGGUUGGAUUAGAUGUGCUUCAUCAUAAAAUUUUGGCUUAUGAAAACUUUGAUACUUGGCUCAAUUAUGCUUCAUUGUAAAACAUAUGCGUUGUGUUAUUGAUGACUUGUACAGCACAAAUGCUCUUCAUUCCACAACUUUUGCUUGAAGUGUUGAGGUAUUUGGAUCAUACAAUGUUUAUUAUUACUUCAAGAACACUCAUGAAAUGGCAGUUUGAAAUUGGUGCAAAGAACCACAAAACUUAUUGAGAUCACUUAUAUUCAACUUGAUCUAUGUCUCAUUUUAUAAUAAUCAGAACUAAACUUUUGGUUUAUCUACUAAUAAUUAGAUUUCAUCGAUGCAAUUUUUUUGUUAUUGUUAUAUGUCACCGUGGAAACCAAAUAUACUUUUAUCAUUCUAAACUCAGCAUGUCUCAACCAGGACGUGAAGCCUGUUCAUUAAGAAAGAAUUAGAAGGUUUCAUUCUGAUCUAGGAAUUUCUAUGACUUACAAUGUGUAUAUUUUUAUCUGGUUGAAAGUUUCUAUAAACACAUGUUACAUAUUUUUCAGUGUCUUUCAAAGUAUUAUUUAAUACUAGAUAUUUCAAGGUCGGAAGAAUAUCGUAUAUUUUUUUCUCUCGUUUUUAGUUUUAAUAUUACAUUUUUGAGGUAUUUUAAAAUAUCUCAUUUACAAGUUGUAAGAUUGUGAUAAUGUUUUGUUUUUUUGUGUAAAGUAUAUUCUUGUGUAAAAACUCAAAUUUACAUUUAUAUGUUUUUUUCUUGUGACACAUUAUUUAUGACUUUGUUAUUUUGAAAUAUUAGAAAUGAAUAGAGAUUUUUCAGUAAACAGAUGCAGCUGUUUUGAGUUUGUUAGCUACAGUCAGUCAUACAAUGCUUAUAAUGCAUCUUUCGAUGAAGUGACAGUCUGGGUAUUAAUGUAUUUGAAUCUAAGGAUGCAAUAAAAAACUUUGACCUGCCAUUAGGGUGGCUUUAGGACAAGUUCAAAGUUCAAUGGCAGAGUCCACAGACAACUUAGGGGGAGGUAUUUCUCCUUAUGCUUGUCACUAAUAAGUUUAAUAAGUUGACAGAGAAUAAAGGAGACAUCAGUGUUUAGUUGCUUGUUUAAUUUACAGCAAACUUUGAAGUCUUGCAAUGAAAUGUUCAGUUUUAACAUUAAUGAAAAAGGGACAGCUUUGAAACUUAUAUGUUCUUGUAAUGAAAGCAGGUUUAUUUGAUAACAUGAUGGCAGCUCUUUUUUAAGUCAACUUUAUCAUAAUUUGGGAGUUUCUUUGCCCACUUGUGGUCCAUUGAAGUUUUUUUAUAAUCUAAACAUCUGCUAGAGUUAAAUUUAUAUAAUAUGAACAAGUACUUUUUUAAAUCAGUAACCUUUCCUCUAUAUAUAUAAUUCUCCUCUUCCCUCAAGAGUUUGGAUGAGAAGAAGUAAAGGAAAGAUCAUUCUCUUAUUUCUGCGGAGUAAAAAAAAAAGGGGGGGGGAUAACAAAUAGUAUUCACAAGACACAAUAAAGCAGGGCUGGACUUAACCGUUGUGACCGAGAAGUCAUGGAAAGAUCACUCUUUUUUAUUUCUACCCCACGUAGUUUUAGCCACGAAAAAAAGAGGGCGUGGGAGGAAAACAAAUAAUCUAAAUAGCAGGGCCGGACUCAACUGUUGUGGGGCCCUAUGCGAAACGGAUUUCGUGGGGCCAACUUUUGGGUAGGGAUAGGGAUAAUAAGGGAAAUUUAAGAGUUUGUAUUAGAAAAUAAAUUCAUCUUUGCAUUUUAUUCAUUCUUUACUACGUACAGAACUACUUUACGAGCCUUGCGUGUAGUGAAGUCAUAUAGUAUAUCAUAAGAAUUCUAUUUCCUACAUAGAUCACGCUCAAUAGCAGAAUUACCAAAUGUUUCAAUCUAUCUACGAAAAUUGUUGACCUCAAGUAAUUCUUCAUUAGUUUGAUGCCUAAGAAGCUUCUUUCACUAGAUUCCACAAUUACGGGUAUUGCAUAAUGCGUUUUUUUUUAAUCUCACGUAAGAUAGGCGUUUUCCAUAUUGAAUGACACCCCAAUAUAACAAUUUUUGUCUAUAUAUUUCAGGAGACUGGUAUGAUUUUUCUACUAAAGAUUUUAAUAAUUUCUGGAUAUUUCCAAGACUAUUUCGCAUAUUUUGCAAUUUCAGGAGAAUUCCAGGAGCUCCUGUUAAAUCAACAGGAGGCCUCGGGAAAUCUGUUAUAAGUUGUAAAAUAAUUUAAUUUAAUAAUUUACACCUAGAAGAAAUCAUGUAACUUCAAAAUUAUCCCUGAGGACAGUAUCAGUCUCAAAGGGCAAAGUUUCUUUAAAUGUAUUUAUUUUUGUCUUGAGUGUACAACAGCCUCCUGAAACCAACAGUGCUAAUAUUUAGCACAAAAUAUUUGGAUCAGUCAAUACCCUGCUUGUUAUUAGAUUAUAAAAUUUCUUUCUUUUAUUGUAUUGUUAUUUGUAACAUUGGAUGUUUGGUUUGCUUUAUCAAUGACUUUGUUACUUGACAUAUUUGUUACUACUUAACAUGCUAACAAAACAAUAAAUUUGAAAUUAAUUUAAAAGCUAAAAAAAAAACAAUUUAUUUAGGAUUAAACAUUUUUGUGUCGAAUGGUGCACCAAUAGUGCUUUAAUCUGAUUUAAAUUUAAUAUAAAGUUAAUGAAUUAGUUCAACAAUAUUUUUGGACAUUUUGGGGGAGAUUAAAGAAAAAAAACAACAGUAGGUCGUUAUGCUGGCCACAAUAUGGUUGAAAACAGAAAGAAAUUUAAAAAAUAUUUAGGAAUGCAGAAAUAACUAGAGGUGUAACUGUUCAUGCAGUUAAAAGGGAGGGGAGGAACUUGUUGUUAGUAGAGUCAUUGUUACCAUACAAUCUUUCUUCUAUUACUGAUGUGAUCCAGCCAGUAUGAUCUAACAGUUGAUACACAUAUCUGGUGUGGUUGUCUUAUGGUGUGUGUUUUUUUUUUAUUAUUGCUCUUCCCACCAUUAACAUCAUUGUGAACAUAGCUUUCUCUUUAACAAAUGUUAGACUGUAUUAAUCUUAAACAAUGCUGUAAUUAAAAAUAUGGCACAAAAAAAAACAUUUGAAGAAGAAUGACACAUGA
Molecule: messenger RNA, 5775 nt
Organism: Biomphalaria glabrata
Lineage: Eukaryota; Metazoa; Mollusca; Gastropoda; Planorbidae
Product: sialin-like
Exons: 14
Coding region: 819-2468 (549 amino acids)
Biological process (GO): monoatomic anion transport; transmembrane transport
Molecular function (GO): transmembrane transporter activity
Source: RefSeq, a predicted model, not a curated record